AUGAUGGGACUCGGCGGCGACGGCAUCGUCGCCGCGGCGGACGCGCUUCCGGGACGCGCGCAGGCGAUGCGCGUGAGCGAUCAGCACUACGUCUUGAAGGGGCACGCGAUGCGCGCGCCGUUUCCCGAAAAUCUCGAGCGGGCGACGUUCGCGACGGGGUGCUUUUGGGGGACGGAGAAGAUGUUUUGGCGACUGCCGGGCGUGCACAGCACGUCGGUCGGGUACGUCGGCGGACGCGCGACGAACCCGACGUACGAGGAGGUGUGCUCGGGCUCGACGGGACACACCGAGUGCGUUAAAGUGACGUACGACCCGCGGAAGGUGUCGUUCGCGGAUUUGUUGGCGAUGCACUGGACGUGCCACGACCCGACGCAGGGCGACGGGCAAGGCAACGACCGCGGGACGCAGUACAGGAGCGGGAUUUAUUGCACGACGGACGCGCAGUUAGCGAUGGCGAAAGACUCGGCGAAAGCGUACGGGGAAGCGCUGCGGGCGGCGGGGAAGAGUGGGGCGAUCACGAGCGAAAUCAAGGGACCGGGCGAUACGUUUUAUUACGCCGAGGACUACCACCAGCAAUACUUGGCCAAGCCCGGAAGCCGGCCGUAUUGUUCGGCGCAACCGACGGGGGUGCCGAUGCCCGUGACGUGGCUCGAGACGAACGGGGCGAAGUUUGGCGCCGGAUUUUGGGCGAAGUACGGCCCGAAACCGACGUGCACGAUUGGCGUGCCGAACGAACCGAUUUCGUCGGAAGACGCGUCCGCGGCGCGGUGA
Molecule: messenger RNA, 771 nt
Organism: Ostreococcus lucimarinus CCE9901
Lineage: Eukaryota; Viridiplantae; Chlorophyta; Mamiellophyceae; Mamiellales; Bathycoccaceae
Exons: 2
Coding region: 1-771 (256 amino acids)
Biological process (GO): cellular response to oxidative stress
Cellular component (GO): cytoplasm
Molecular function (GO): peptide-methionine (S)-S-oxide reductase activity
Source: RefSeq, a predicted model, not a curated record